This is a messenger RNA of Helianthus annuus (common sunflower), 1246 nucleotides long. Its product is annotated as geranylgeranyl pyrophosphate synthase, chloroplastic. The record is from RefSeq and is a predicted model, not a curated record. The transcript has a single exon. Gene Ontology annotation, molecular function: prenyltransferase activity. Lineage: Eukaryota; Viridiplantae; Streptophyta; Magnoliopsida; Asterales; Asteraceae. The coding region runs from base 114 to 1124 and encodes 336 amino acids. Gene Ontology annotation, biological process: isoprenoid biosynthetic process.
CAGAGUAAGAGCAAACAAACAAAAAGAAUCUAAACAGGUUGUUUUAUAAAAACCCACAUUUGAUCAUAGCAUUCAUAAACCACAACCGAUUUUGAUCAUUAUCUCACUAACAAAUGGCUUUGCUUUUUCAUGUUCCCAUUAACAAAUCUCAACACCUUCCCAUGAAGAUUCAUGCCACCCAUGUCACACCAUCUCCUCCCCAAAUCACACUUGAACCGCUACGCAUACCCAAAACCAGUUUCAAAUUCGAUACCUACAUGACCGAAAAGGCGAAGCUCGUUAACGACGCGUUAGAACAAGCCGUGCCAUUACAAGAACCAUUGAAAAUACACGAGGCGAUGAGGUACUCAUUGCUCGCCGGAGGGAAACGAGUGCGCCCCAUUCUAUGUCUCUCCUCGUGUGAGCUCGUUGGCGGUACGGAGGGGUGCGCUAUGGCAAUGGCUUUGGCUGUUGAAAUGGUCCACACCAUGUCAUUAAUACAUGAUGAUCUCCCAUGCAUGGAUAAUGAUGAUUUAAGAAGAGGCAAGCCCACCAACCACAAGGUUUACGGUGAUGACACCGCGGUUCUUGCAGGUGAUGCACUACUUUCGUUAGCGUUUGAGCAUCUAGCCACACAAACCAUCGGGGUUGGACCACAAAGGGUGGUCCAUGCAAUAAGCGAGUUAGCGUCGGCAGUGGGUUCUUUAGGACUUGUGGCAGGUCAAAUAGUUGAUCUUGCUAGUGAAGGAAAACAAAAUGUUGAUUUGAACAAAUUGGAAUACAUUCACAUCCACAAGACCGCGAAGCUGCUGGAGGCUGCGGUGGUUGGUGGGGCGCUGUUGGGCGGUGGGAAGCCGGAUGAGGUGGAAAGGGUUAGACAAUACGCAAGGUGCAUUGGGUUGUUGUUUCAAGUGGUGGAUGAUAUAUUGGACGUUACAAAGUCAUCGGCCGAGUUGGGGAAAACCGCAGGUAAAGAUUUGUUGAGUGACAAAGCGACUUACCCGAAGUUGAUGGGGUUGGAAGGGGCCAAAGAGUUCGCAGGAGAAUUGGUUGCAAAAGCGGUGAAUGAGCUUGCUUACUUCGAUACCGGCCGGGCGGCACCGUUGUACCAUUUGGCACAUUAUAUUGCAUAUAGACAGAAUUAAAUUACAGAUGUUGUAUAGUGCAAUAUGGACAAGUUGAUCAGUGAGGGCCGAGUGGCCGACUGAUUUUAUGUUAUGUGUUUAUAAUUACCAGAAAAUAUAUGCGCUUUUCUAUUUAAGUUUUA